Molecule: messenger RNA, 1415 nt
Organism: Suillus bovinus
Lineage: Eukaryota; Fungi; Basidiomycota; Agaricomycetes; Boletales; Suillaceae
Exons: 6
Coding region: 40-981 (313 amino acids)
Biological process (GO): positive regulation of mRNA splicing, via spliceosome
Cellular component (GO): nucleolus; U12-type spliceosomal complex
Molecular function (GO): RNA binding
Source: RefSeq, a predicted model, not a curated record
GAUUUGGGCACUUUUGCUGACCUCAUCUUCACUGUGACAAUGUCCGGACGACCUCAAGAUGAUAGAAACCAGGAGGCUACUGUAUACUUGGGUAAUCUCGAUGAACGCUGCACUGAUGCACUCAUUUGGGAGUUGAUGCUGCAAGCAGGGCCUGUUGUAAACGUGCAUCUUCCAAAGGAUCGUAUUUCAAUGGCUCAUCAGGGGUACGGUUUCUGUGAGUUCUUGACGGAGGAGGACGCCGAGUAUGCAUGCAAAAUUAUGAACCAGAUAAAAUUAUGGGGCAAGCCCAUACGGGUGAAUAAGGCAUCAUCCGACAAAAAACAAUUGGAUGUAGGAGCAAACCUCUUCAUCGGCAACUUGGACGAGAAUGUGGACGAGCGACUGCUAUACGAUACGUUCAGUGCGUUUGGUAUGAUGGCUACGACAGCAAAGAUUGCACGAGACCCUGGCACGGGGGUUUCAAAGGGUUAUGGCUUCGUCUCAUACACUGAUUUCGAGUCUUCCGACGCUGCAACAGAGUCAAUGAAUGGCCAGUUCCUGAUGAAUAAAGCCAUUACUGUGCAGUAUGCGUUCAAGAAAGACGGCAAAGGCGAACGUCACGGCACCUCAGCAGAACGUCUACUCGCCGCACAAGCACGGAAGAACAACGCGCUUCCCAUCACCUCCCGUCCUCCUCCUGCGCAGAUGGCUUUUGGCGCUCGUCCUCCUAUGCCGGGAUUUCAGGGUCCCUACCAAGGGCAGUUUGCUGGUGUGCUUGCUCAGCCACCACCUCCGCCUGGUUUCAACCCGCCGCAGACGGUUGUUCCACAAGGCAUCCCAGUGAUGGGAGGGAUGCCACCUGUAGGCAUGGGAAUACCGCCUCCACCGCCCAACAUAUCCAUGUUUCCUCCUGGAGCUUUUCCGCCCCCACCGCCUGGUUUCGCCGUGCAAAAUGUGCCCGGGGCUAUGGUUCCGCCGCCUCCUCCUGUACCUCCUUAUUGAGCAGUGGGAAACAAUGAGUGAAUACAUGUCGCUGAUUUUGCAAUAUAGUCUUUCUAAAACAUCUGACUGUUUUCUUGUGUAUGUGAGGUUCUCAAGUAUGCGUGUCGCUGCAAGAAGCUGAGGUGCUUCUUGAGUCACUCUUGCUCUUUCCUGUGCUUUGUGUUGCUCGAGGAUGGUCUUACAGUCAUUUGCAUAACGCUAAGAUAGCGGGCUUGUGGGUUAGAUCUAUCUUUCUAUUCAGGCGUUUAUAGGAAUAUGGACGUCCACAAUGUCUAGAGGCCUGUAGACAGGUAAAAUGUGUGGCGUGGGAUUGGGGCAUGCCGCCCAAAGCAACUGCGUCAGUUCCAUUACAAACGCGUCUCAGCAUUUCUUGAACAGGAUUAGAAUCUGGGACUACGUGGAACAUGCACUCACGAAUCCUAUUCACCAGAUGC